AUGAAUAACCAAUAUUCAGCAGGGGGAGGAAGGACAAGCCUUGACCCACGUCGUCAUAGUUACAUAGAAUCUGUUGACAAUGUUACUGAUAACCAACAAAUGAGUGACUCCUUGCAGCAGCAGCAGCAGCAGCAGAACCACCGCCACCACCACCACCACCAUCACCACUACUAUAAACAACAAAUUUUCCCCACACAUUAUGAAGAAUUUCAUUUUGCCAAGCCACCAAGAAUGAACGAACUUACUACUCCAAUAAGCUACCAAACGGUGGCGGUGGACCAUUCCAAGACAAAUAAUCGAAGUUCGCGGGAGAUCCAUAGAAGUGAGACCACUACUUUCUUGAACAGUCUCGGGAAUUCUGCUGAUGAUGAUGAGGUCAUACUUCGUAAUUUGAAGAAAACUCGAUCAAGACCACUCAGUACCCACGAUAUCAAUACCAAAUAUCCAUUUUUAAAACCACCUAAGCUGCCAGUAACCAGUAUAACGAAGAAGUUAGACCAAGAGACAGAAAGUGACAACUCUCUGAGAGACAGAUUUAUGCCACUAGAUUCAGUUAGCGAGACUUGCAUGGAAGAAGACGAACAAGAAGAAGACGAAGAUAAAACAAGGAGGAAAUGGCCCUGGCCACACAUCAAACACAUGAAGUCUGGUUUAAAGUCCUCCGAUAACGCCCUGAUUACUACAUCUUCAGAAUCAAUCAUAUCAAACGCUUCAAGUACAAUAUCCAAUCUUUUCACCCAGGCGAAACGUUUGAGCAUCAAUCCAGCCUCCAACAUGAAAAGAACCAAAUUAUUCACCCGGUUCUUCAAGUUAAACCCAGACCAUAAUCUCUUUGCAUCAACCAUCCAAUCAAGAGCCGAUUACGAAGGCAGACAAGUUCCAUUAAUUAUCACAAGAUGUAUAGGGGAAGUGGAAUAUCGCGGUCUUGAAUGCGAUGGAAUAUAUCGAACAGCAGGACCCAACUCAGAAAUAGUGGCAAUUCAGGUUGCAUUCCAAAAUAAUGACACGGAGAAAUUAGACCAUUUGAUGUCAGGGGAUAUCCACUCCGUGGCUUCGGUUUUGAAAAGAUACUUGAAUAAUAUAACAGAACCAAUAAUAACGUCGGAUCUUUACCAUGAUUUCAUUCGAGUGUCAUGUUCUCCACGAGAGAGAAGAAUACUGGAGUUACGAACACUAGUCAAUAAGCUACCAAGUGCCAAUAAACACACAUUAAAGCUAUUGUGUAACCACCUCAAUUUAGUCAACUCCAAGCUGAAAGUAAACCGUAUGGGGUUCGGGAAUUUGGCUACGGUGUUUGCUCCUACUUUGGCACGAAAUAAUAGAGAGGAUAUGGAUCUUAGUAUAGAGAGUACCUUAUUUUUGUUUAAUAAGAGUCAAGAAAUAUUUUCUGACUGUUGGGAGUGAUUUAACAUUAUAUUUGGAUAAAAAGAUUAUAUAAGGGAUAGAUUUUGAUUGUAGAGAUCAUCAGGAAGACUAAGUUAAUUUAUACGAGUAACAGAAAAUUGAUUGUUUUAUAUAGAAUGUAACGGCAAAUAAAAGAGAUCUAAUU
Spathaspora passalidarum NRRL Y-27907 is the source of this 1549-nucleotide messenger RNA. RefSeq names its product Rho GTPase-activating protein. The transcript has a single exon. Gene Ontology annotation, biological process: signal transduction; regulation of GTPase activity. The record is from RefSeq and is a predicted model, not a curated record. The coding region runs from base 1 to 1404 and encodes 467 amino acids. Gene Ontology annotation, cellular component: cytoplasm. NCBI's taxonomy places the organism in Eukaryota, Fungi, Ascomycota, Pichiomycetes, Serinales, Debaryomycetaceae.